UCUCUCGGGCUUUUUCGUACAACUAGGUAGUGAGAAAAGAACAAAAUACGAAUUUGUUGCAAAAUAAAAUAAUUUCACCAAAAAUAAGAAACGUAUGUGCCAAAACUUAAAAAGUCAUCAACCCCAUAAUCACAUUGUGCUUUUACCUAUUUAUGGCUUAAAAUGUCCCGUUUAACAAAGUUAGAACAAGAAAAAAGGCAGGGAAGAAUAGAUAAGACUAAUUAACGUUUUUUGGUUGGUUUCCUUGAAGACUCAGGCGACAGGAAGUAAAGAGACAAGUUAUAUGAGAUGGUUAAAGCUUGUUAGAGAGGGUUUUGUGGUGGGUGAAGUUUGGUAGAGAGAGAUGUCAGGUGGUGGAUGCAGCAUAGUGUGGUUUAGAAGAGAUCUGAGGAUAGAGGACAACCCUGCACUGAGUGCAGGUGUGAGAGCUGGAGCUGUGGUGGCAGUUUUCAUAUGGGCACCUGAAGAAGAAGGCCAAUACUACCCUGGCAGGGUCUCUAGGUGGUGGCUCAAACACAGUUUGGCACACCUUGAUUCCUCUUUGAGGAAUCUAGGAACUCCUCUCAUCACUAAGAGAUCCACUGACACUGUUUCUUCUCUUCUUGAGGUUGUUAAGUCCACUGGGGCUACUCAGCUCUUCUUUAAUCAUUUAUAUGAUCCCCUGUCACUUAUCAGGGAUCACCGAGCAAAAGAGGUUCUGAAUGCUCAGGGUGUAACAGUACGUUCCUUCAAUGCGGAUUUACUAUAUGAACCAUGGGAUGUGAAUGAUGCACAUGGACGACCGUUCACAACUUUUGCUGCUUUUUGGGAAAGAUAUCUUAGCAUGCCUUAUGACCCCGAGUCACCUCUUCUCCCACCUAAAAGGAUAAUACCAGGUGAUGUAUCGAGGUGCCCAAGUGAUACAUUGGUGUUUGAAAAUGAAGCGGAGAAGGCAAGCAAUGCACUUCUAGCUCGAGCAUGGUCACCUGGGUGGAGCAAUGCAAACAAGGCAUUAACCGCAUUCAUAAAUGGUCCACUGAUCGAGUACUCAAAAAAUCGCAGGAAAGCUGACAGCGCCACUACCUCACUCCUCUCACCCCAUUUACAUUUUGGCGAGUUGAGUGUGAAGAAGGUCUUCCAUCUUGUCCGCAUCAAACAAGUCUUAUGGGCCAACGAAGGGAACAUAGCGGGUGAAGAAAGCGUGAACUUGUUCCUCAAAUCUGUAGGUCUUAGAGAGUAUUCAAGGUACAUUAGUUUCAACCACCCCUACAGUCAUGAAAGGCCUCUUCUAGGCCACCUUAAGUUCUUUCCUUGGGUUGUGAAUGAAGGCUAUUUUAAGGCAUGGAGACAAGGCAGAACUGGGUACCCUUUGGUGGAUGCUGGGAUGAGGGAGUUGUGGGCCACUGGUUGGCUGCAUGAUCGGAUACGUGUUGUGGUUUCUAGUUUCUUUGUGAAGGUUCUGCAGCUUCCUUGGAGAUGGGGAAUGAAGUACUUCUGGGAUACCCUUUUGGAUGCAGAUCUUGAGAGUGAUGCACUUGGUUGGCAGUACAUAUCUGGUACUCUACCUGAUGGUCGUGAAUUUGACCGAAUAGAUAAUCCACAGUUUGAGGGCUACAAAUUUGACCCCCAUGGAGAAUAUGUACGACGCUGGCUUCCAGAACUUGCAAGAUUGCCUACUGAGUGGAUACAUCAUCCUUGGAAUGCACCAGAAUCAGUGCUACAAGCUGCUGGAAUUGAGCUAGGAUCGAAUUAUCCUCUUCCAAUUGUGGGAAUAGAUGCAGCAAAAACCAGACUACAAGAGGCACUAUCAGAAAUGUGGCAACUAGAAGUAGCUUCAAGAGCUGCAAUGGAAAAUGGGACUGAGGAAGGACUUGGAGACUCUUCUGAAUCAGUUCCUGCUGCUUUUCCUCAAGACAUGCAAAUGGAGGAAACUCAUGAACCGGUUAGGCACAAUCCCCUUCCGGUUGCUCGGCGCUACCAGGAUCAGAUGGUUCCAAGCAUCACUUCUUCCUUUGUGAGAGUGGAAGAGGAAGAAACUACAUCUGAUCUUCGAAUCUCGGCAGAAGAGAGCAGCAGGGCUGAAGUGCCAGUAAAUGUAAACACACAACAAAAUGCAGGAGUUACGUUGAACGAACGGAUGUUGCAGACUGCUCAUAGGAAUACACAAAUACAAUACAAUACUACAAUGGAGCUGAUAAAUGUAGCUGAAGAUUCAGCAGUUGAAUCUUCAAGUGGUACCAGGAGAGAAAGGGAUGGAGGUUUAGUUCCAGUAUGGUCUCCCCCAGCUUCCAGUUAUUCAGAACAAUUUGUUGGAGAUGAAAAUGGUAUUACUAGCAGUUCAUCUUACUUGCAAAGGCACCCUCAGUCUCACCAAUUGCUGAAUUGGAGACAGCUACCUCAAACCGGUUAAAUUUGAAUCACAGGUAAUUCAUAUCUAAGCAAUUAGACUAGAAGCAGGGAAUUGGAAAAUACAGUAUGACCUUUAUGUUGAGAGAAAGUGGGAUGUUAAAGCCGCAUUGGACAUACAUGUGUUAAUUUCCUACUCCUUUUACCACCGGCUAACCUCCGAUGUGUAUGGAAAUUUCAGUUCAUCCGCAGUCCCUUAUGCUUUCUUGUACAAUGUUUGCAACUUGCUGUAUAGUAUACUUUGCGUAGUGAGGGAGAAAGAGCCACCAUAGGAUCUUUGGUCUAAUAAUAAACUCAUAUUUGUGCUUAGCAUAUAUAUUAAAUAAUAAAUAUGAUCCUAGCUUUAUUUACAUUUUCAGA
This is a messenger RNA of Cajanus cajan (pigeon pea), 2745 nucleotides long. Its product is annotated as cryptochrome-1. Gene Ontology annotation, cellular component: nucleus; cytoplasm. Gene Ontology annotation, molecular function: DNA binding; deoxyribodipyrimidine photo-lyase activity; FAD binding. The record is from RefSeq and is a predicted model, not a curated record. NCBI's taxonomy places the organism in Eukaryota, Viridiplantae, Streptophyta, Magnoliopsida, Fabales, Fabaceae. Gene Ontology annotation, biological process: blue light signaling pathway; circadian regulation of gene expression; entrainment of circadian clock by photoperiod.